UUACUUUGACAAAGGCAAAUUUGGAAGCAAUUACUUGAGAACCAUUUGUAUAACACCUGGAUAAUCAAAACAGGCACAAUGAAGCACUUCCUGAGAAUGCUGAUCCAGGUGUGCCUGUAUUUUUACUGUAAAUUUUUGUGGCGUUGCCUGAAAUUUGUAAUGAGAAAGCUGACUGGAAGGUGUGAACUGCAACGGAUCUGUUACAAUACCAAGCCUGGAGCUUCUAGAACUAUGAAAAUCGAAACAUCACUGAGGGAUUCAAAAAGUAAGCUACUGCAGACUUCAGUGAGUGUUCAUCCUGAUGCUAUUGAAAAAACUAUAGAAGACAUUAUGGAACUGAAAAAAAUUAACCCUGACAUAAAUCCACAGUUGGGAAUCUCUCUUCAAGCUUGCCUUCUGCAAAUUGUUGGGUACAGAAACCUUAUUGCAGAUGUGGAAAAACUGCGCAGAGAACCCUAUGACUCUGAUAAUCCCCAACAUGAAGAAAUGCUUUUGAAGUUAUGGAAAUUCUUGAAGCCCAAUACUCCGCUGGAAUCCCGGAUUUCUAAGCAGUGGUGUGAAAUUGGUUUCCAAGGUGAUGAUCCUAAAACAGAUUUUCGAGGAAUGGGACUUUUGGGACUGUACAAUUUGCAGUAUUUUGCAGAAAGGGAUGCUGCAGCAGCUCAGCAGGUUCUAUCUGAUUCUCUUCAUCCAAAAUGCAGCAAAUUCAGCAAAGCAGAAUGGGAGAAGAAAAGGAUGGAUAAAGCAAUUGGGUACUCGUUUGCAAUUGUGGGCAUCAAUAUAACUGAUCUGGCAUAUAAUCUACUGGUGAGUGGAGCUCUAAAAACUCAUUUCUACAACAUCGCUCCAGAAGCUCCAACAUUAUCUCACUUCCAGCAAACAUUCUGCUAUUUGAUGCACGAGUUUCAUAAGUUUUGGAUUGAAGAGGACCCCAUGGACAUAAUGGAAUUUAAUCGUGUACGGGAGAAAUUCCGCAAGAGGAUCAUAAAACAGCUGCAGAAUCCAGACAUGGCAUUGUGCCCACACUUUGCUGCCUCGGAAGGUUUAAUCAACAUGUAGUCACCCACACUGGUUUUAAUGGAUACCCCAGGACAGUGCCUCAUUAUUGUGUUAGAUCUCUGUUUAGGUCCCAGCUCACACAUUGAAUGCACACAGUGAUUGUAUGCAUGCCUGUUGGUACAGUGUUUUCAUAUCUUCGUCAUAAUUACCAGAUCCACAAAUACCACAAUUUCUGCAGUAUCUGUCAUCCAGUGACUGCUCAUAUUGUGGCAUCAUGAAGUGUUACAUCUUGCCUUGACACCUGGUAUGGAGAGAGUUUUCUAUUUUUUUAAAUUGGCUUCCUCUCCCUCAUAAUUUAGUGUUGAAGAAUUGUGUUUCUCUAGCUGUAUUUUAUAUGUAAAAGAUUUAGCUGAAUUUUGUUCUGUGAAAGCCUUUUAAUUUAUUGAUAUGUUCCAUGACUAUAGCUGCUAGCUCUUCAAGCCAGGUUCAUGCUUGGACCUCAUUCCAAUAAAGUAUGACUUUAAAAUAACACAAACAGAUACAUGAUAAGACAAAUCACUCUUGCAAAUACUGCUGCACUUCAUGAAAAUGUAAUGAGGCUAACAAGAAGCAAAUUUAGGUAGGUGUUGGGUUUUUUUUGAAGUACCACAGAAAUAUAUUGUAAUUUACCCCCAGUUGUAAUUGUGGCAUAGUCAUCUGGACAUCAAAUUAUUUUAUUCCCAUAAUUUUACUGGCUUGGAUGCCUAAAUAUGUUUAUGAUGCUUGGAGCCUCAGAAAAGAAGUAUGCACACUGCAAAAGCUCCACAAGCUUUUUCACUGCCUGCCUCUUGCUGAACUCAGAGUUACACCCUGGCACUGUUCUGAUCCAGGCAUCUUUGCUUGGGGCACUGAGUGCUGGCUGGUUUGUUGUCUAUGUCAAGAGGUAAUAUUAAAAAACAAUAUGAAAGAAAAUGUGUUGCAAGAGAAGAACCUGAGCUAUGUCAUUCUGUAAUAUUUCUUGAAACUAAUGACCUUGUCUUUUAUCAGUGGAAGAAAUAAAUUGCUUGGAAGGAGAACAAAAUCAAGUCAUUUCAAAACUGCUUAAAAUCAUUUUAAAAA
This is a messenger RNA of Physeter macrocephalus (sperm whale), 2097 nucleotides long. It is a transcript of the gene ELMOD1, whose product is annotated as ELMO domain containing 1. Gene Ontology annotation, molecular function: GTPase activator activity. NCBI's taxonomy places the organism in Eukaryota, Metazoa, Chordata, Mammalia, Artiodactyla, Physeteridae. The record is from RefSeq and is a predicted model, not a curated record. The transcript is spliced from 10 exons. The coding region runs from base 79 to 1059 and encodes 326 amino acids.